AUGAUGGACGCAAAGUCAUUUCUUUACUCUUGGUGUGCUAGGAAAGGAUUUACGCCGGUUUACGAUAUCCGGGCUACGGGACCAAAACAUCGUCAGCGGUUUCUAUGUGAAGUUCGUGUGGGUACAAUCACUUAUGUUGGGGCGGGAAACUCAACUACGAAGAAAGAUGCGCAAAUGAAUGCAUCUAAAGACUUUGUUAGUUACCUAAUAAGGUCCGGAGAGGUAGAUGCGGACGAAAUACCCGAGGAGACAAGGGCUGCUGUUAACAUUGAAGAAGAUAACAAAGCUGGUGGAAGCUCUAAACAGCAGCAAUAUCAACAACCGAAACCUGUGUUUCAGGAGGGUAUGGGUCCUGAAAUGAUGGGUGAAGCGUACCAAGCUUACAGCGGCCAGAACCAUUCCUCAAACUUUACAUACAUAGACCGCAUGCAACAACAAAAGAAUGUUGAAGAGGCCGAAGAGAUGGAUAUCAACGCAAGCCUUCAUGGAAACUGGACAAUGGAGAAUGCAAAGUCCAAACUUCAUCAAUUCUUGCAAGUCAAUAAGAUUAACACGGACUAUAUGUAUAAAGCUGUUGGUCCGGAUCAUACCAGGAGUUUCUCAUGUGAGAUGUCUAUAUUCGUCCGUCAACUGGGUCGUAAUGUGACCGGACGUGAGACCGCAUCAAACAAGCAGACCGCUAGCAAAUCAUGCGCGCUCUCUAUCGUGAGGCAGCUGUACCAUCUCGGUGUGAUUGAGGCCUUCAGUGGAACUUUGAAGAAAGACAGGUCAUCUGAAGGUAUUAUGAAGCCCUACCCUGUGGCUCUCAGCCCUGAAUUGGAAAAGCAACUAGAGGAAACAUUAAAUGAAUUGGAAAUCGAGCCAGUAAAAAUAGACCCGAAGCUGACGUAUACAAGCGAGGAAGGAGGCGCGGGAGGUCUGACUCUCCUACAGUUGGACCGUGUAAAGGCCAUGCGUGAGGCGAGGCAGUUCCCAGCUGGAGUGGUCUCCUGGUCCCCGCCACAGGCCAACUGGAACGCCUGGACUGGGUGUAAUAUUGAUGAAGGUCCACUGGCCACCACUAGCUUGGAGGAGAUCAGUUCUGACUUGGAGAAACAUCACAGGGACAUGUGUCAGAACAGCACUCUGUAUCAGGAGAGUCUCCAAGAAAGGGAACAACUGCCAGUAUACUCGAUGAGGACUCAAAUCAUGGAGGCUAUCAACGAGAAUCCAGUAGUCAUCAUCAGAGGCAACACUGGAUGUGGUAAAACUACUCAGGUAUGCCAAUUCAUCCUGGACGACUAUAUAGCGAGUGGCCAGGGCGCGUGGGCCAAUGUAUGUGUGACGCAGCCGCGACGUAUCUCCGCCAUCAGUGUCGCCGAGCGAGUCGCGUCAGAACGCUGCGAAGAUCUUGCUAAUAGUGUCGGUUACUCAGUGCGUUUCGAGUCGAUGCUCCCUCGUCCGUACGGUUCCAUUAUGUUCUGUACCGUCGGAGUACUGCUGAGGAAGUUGGAGGGAGGGCUGCGGGGAGUCAGCCAUGUACUCGUUGAUGAGGUACACGAACGCGAUGCAGACACGGACUUCGCGCUCAUCUUACUUCGUGACAUGGCGCACACAUACCCGGAGCUACGCAUUAUACUCAUGUCUGCCACAGUCGAUACCACGCUGUUUACUUCUUACUUCGGAAACUGUCCUGUUAUUGAGGUACCCGGUCGCACGUUCCCUGUAAAGCAAUACUUCCUAGAGGACUGUAUAGAGCUGACUCAGUUCGUGCCGCCGCCUGACAUGCGCAAACGCAAGCACUCCGGCAAGAAGACUGACGGACGCGGGGAAGAUGAGGAGGAAGAAGAAGGACCGUCAAUAAUUGAAACUGCAACUAACGAGGAUCAGGAAGAGGACUUGAACAAGAACUGUCAGCUGGCCUCCACUUACUUACCCAGUACUAGUCAGACCAUGUCCAGACUAUCUGAGAAAGAUCUAAGCUUCGAGUUGAUAGAAUGCAUACUACAACACAUUAGAGAAAUGAAAGGCGACGGAGCAGUCCUAAUCUUCUUGCCAGGGUGGAACUUAAUCUUCGCAUUGGCCAAACAUUUGUCACAACACAAAGUGUUUGGCGAUACAUCCCAGUAUGUCAUACUGCCUCUACACAGUCAGAUACCGAGGGAAGAUCAGAAGAAAGUGUUUGUGACACCUCCACCGGGCUUGACUAAGGUGAUCCUCUCAACGAACAUAGCAGAGACCUCAAUCACGAUCAACGACGUGGUGUACGUGAUAGACUCUUGCAAGGCCAAGGUGAAACUGUUCACGUCACACAACAAUAUGACGUCAUACGCCACCGUCUGGGCCAGCAGGACUAAUCUCGAACAGCGCAAAGGCCGCGCAGGUCGCGUCCGGCCGGGCGUGUGCUUCACGUUGUGUUCCCGCGCGCGGUUCGAGCGGCUCGAGGAACAUCAAACUGCUGAGAUGUUCCGCACUCCACUACAUGAACUCGCACUCAGCAUCAAACUCCUCCGCCUAGGUUCCAUCGGUCACUUCCUGUCGAAGGCUCCAGAGCCUCCACCACUGGACGCAGUCAUUGAGGCAGAAGCACUGCUUCGCGAGCUCGGCUGCCUCGACGGGGAAGACAACCUCACACCACUUGGAACUAUACUCGCUAAGCUGCCUAUAGAGCCCCGUCUCGGCAAGAUGAUGGUGUUAGGUUUCGUACUUGGUGUGGGUGACGCGCUCACCACUAUGGCGGCCAACUCCACCACGUUCCCUGAGAUAUUCGUCGUCGAGGGUCGGAGGAGACUGUCCAACCAUCAACGGGCGCUGGCGGGAGAUAGGGCUUCCGAUCAUGUUGCUAUGCUUAAUGCUUUCCAGAUGUGGGAGAGAGAGCAUGCGAAGGGUGAGGAGGCCGAGUUAAAAUGGUGCGAAUGGAAGGGACUGCAGCAGACUACCAUGAGAGUCACUUCUGAAGCCAAGUACCAGCUUACUAACAUCCUGACCACGACCGUGGGUUUCCCCGAGGAGUGCUGCAUCCCCCAGCGCUGGGACCCCACGGGGUCGGACCCCACGCUGGACCUCGUCAUUGCACUCAUGUGUAUGGGGCUCUAUCCCAACGUCUGUCUGCAUCAGGGGAAGAGAAAGGUGCUAACAACAGAAGGGAAACCAGCCCUAAUCCACAAGACGUCAGUGAACUGCAGUAACCAGGAGCAAAGGUUCCCGUCCCCACUGUUUGUGUUCGGGGAGAAAGUCAGGACUCGCGCCAUCUCCUGCAAGCAAACUACUAUGGUCGCGCCGCUACAUCUACUGCUGUUCGCUAGUAGGAAGGUCGAAUGGAUCGACAAUGUGGUUCGUCUGGACAAUUGGUUGAAUUUCGAGAUGAACCCUCGUUCCGCAGCGCUGGUGACAGCUCUGCGCCCCGCUGUAGAGAAACUCGUUGAGAGAGCUGCUUCGGAACCUGACGCAGCUUUGCACUUCACACCGCUUGAACAAAAGGUUGUUGACUGCAUAAAGUCGCUUUGCGUCAUUGAAUCAGGAGACUACAGGAUCCAACGUGAUAUGGGUAUAAUGGCAUUCAGACCAGACCCCGCCGUCAAGAGAGGAGGCAACAGAGGCUGGGGGACUAGCGGACCUCGAGGUGGAGGAGGAUUUGGCGGUGGAUUCGGAGGAAACAGAGGAUUCGGGGGAAAUAGAGGAAACUUUGGAGGCAACAGAGGAGGCCGAGGAAAUCGAGGAUUUUAUGGCGGCAACCAAUUCGGCGGCGGAUUUGAUGGUAACCAAGGCGGAUUCGGCGGUGGCAAUUUCGGAGGAGGCAAUUUCGGGGGCGGCAACUUUGGAGGUUUCCAAGGAAAUCAGGGAGGCUUCGGUGGCAAUGAUAAUGGGUUUGGUUACGGCGGUUUCGGCAACCGAGGCGGUUUCAACCGUGGAGGCUUUAGAGGCCGGGGCAGAGGCAACUGGUGA
This is a messenger RNA of Spodoptera littoralis (African cotton leafworm), 3924 nucleotides long. The record is from the annotation of a GenBank genome assembly. NCBI's taxonomy places the organism in Eukaryota, Metazoa, Arthropoda, Insecta, Lepidoptera, Noctuidae.